AUUAUAUACUGUAUUUAUUUUAGCUAAAGAAACUACAAAACAAAAUGAAUCAUCUUUUCAAAUCACUGUCUCAAUUCUGCAAACCAUCUAAGAUUUUACAAGAUUUUACCAGAAGAUCAAUCUAUUUGUUGACAGAAUUUAAUUGUGUUGAUAACAGUGAACUUGGGCAAGUAUCGAAGAGAUAUCGAAAGCCUUAUUUGAUUGGGUUUUACCGGAAACGUAGAACAGCUGAUAUAGGAGAUGUAAUUAAAGUUGCUGUGAAAGGGAGGCCCUGUAGAGCUCUGGUUGUUGCAACACGGAAACGAAAAUUAGAUAUGACUCCAAGAUAUGAUAACAACAAUAUUAUACUUCUAGAUGACAAUAAUAAUCCACUGGGAUCGAGAAUACGCGGACCUUUACCGACUUUUAUGAGAAAAAGAAAGGAUAGAUUUCCAAAAGCUGUGGCGCAAGCUAAUAGAUAUGUUUGAAGAAUGAAGAAUUAUUUUGUCUUGUUUUGGAACUUGCCAACUUCAGGGUCUUGAACAUUGUACUGUUUUUUUUUAGUUCAGAACAUGAGGAAAGAACAUUAUGUCUCUAGAGAGGUCCUGUCUUUAAAAUUUUGACCUUUAAAGUGGCUUUUCUUUUGCUCAUACUGGUAUUGCAGUCUAUUUAAGCUGUUGUUAAUGUGAUUUUUGUAUCAAAAAUAUUUCUUCUAAACUUUGUCAGUUUCGUUCGUUUAACUCAAUUGAUUGCCCAUAAUUUUGCAUUUAAGGUAGCCUUAAAUGAAUCUUAAUGUUUUUGGAACAUAUUUCUGAAGUUUUGCUUGCAUUUAAUUUUGUUCUUGUUUUUUCAUAAUAUAAAUUUUAAAACUUUCUGUAAUAUCCUGCUUUUGUUACACAGACAGUUUUAUAUAGAUAGACUUUGUAACAGGUUAUACAAUAAGAAGUCAUUUUCCAACUCCAUGCAUCACAUUCAAAACUAUGAUUGUUGAUAUUUUUUAAUAUAGCUGAACGUUAAUUGUUACCUUAAUAUGCUAACCUAUGUUAGCGAUCAAUGUUGCAUUAUGAAAUAGUUAUAAAACAGGCCAGGUAGGUACUCUUAAUAACAAUGUAUUUCAUGGAAAUUUAUUUAUAAGGAUCUUCUCCCAAAAACAUUUAGUAAAAUUAGAAAUUUUAAUAAGUAAUGUUAAAUGUUAAAGUAAUGUUAUCAUAAAAAAUGUUUUGUAGAAAAGACUUAAUGAUUUUU
This is a messenger RNA of Hydractinia symbiolongicarpus, 1224 nucleotides long. Its product is annotated as 39S ribosomal protein L14, mitochondrial-like. Gene Ontology annotation, cellular component: ribosome. Gene Ontology annotation, biological process: translation. The record is from RefSeq and is a predicted model, not a curated record. NCBI's taxonomy places the organism in Eukaryota, Metazoa, Cnidaria, Hydrozoa, Anthoathecata, Hydractiniidae. Gene Ontology annotation, molecular function: structural constituent of ribosome. Bases 45 to 467 code for a protein of 140 amino acids. The transcript has a single exon.